CUCUCGCGAGACCAGCCGCGCCCUUCCCAGCAACCCCCGCGGCGGAGACGUCACUGGCGCCCUUCAGCGCGGACGGAAGAUGGCGUCCGCUACCCGCUUCAUCCAGCGGCUGCGGAACUGGGCAUCCGGGCAAAACUUGCAGGCGAAGCUGCAGCUGCGCUACCAGGAGAUCUCCAAGCGAACUCAGCCUGCUCCCAAGCUGCCUGUGGGCCCCAGCCACAAGCUCUCCCACAAUUACUACUGCACUCGAGAUGGCCGCCGGGAAGCCGUGCCACCCUCCAUCGUCAUGUCCUCACAGAAGGUGCUGGCGUCAGGCAAGCCAGCAGAGAGCUCGGCUGUGGCAGCCCCUGAGAAGAAGGCGGUGACGCCGGCUCCUCCCAUAAAGAGGUGGGAGCUGUCCCAGGACCAGCCUUACCUGUGACACUGUGCCCUGGGGCACCUGGCUGGGCCCUCGGCUCCACCUGGGUGCUUCCCCUCCUUGGAUUCCCUCCGGGGAGAAUGUCACCUAAUUUAUGAUAAUUAUAGCGAGCUGCAGUAUCA
Messenger RNA from Equus caballus (horse), 540 nucleotides. It is a transcript of the gene NDUFA7, whose product is annotated as NADH:ubiquinone oxidoreductase subunit A7. Lineage: Eukaryota; Metazoa; Chordata; Mammalia; Perissodactyla; Equidae. Gene Ontology annotation, cellular component: mitochondrial inner membrane. Gene Ontology annotation, biological process: mitochondrial electron transport, NADH to ubiquinone; ATP synthesis coupled electron transport. The record is from RefSeq and is a predicted model, not a curated record.